AUGUUUCGUCCAAAUCGUAACGACGCAGGAUUGUGCGACAAAAAUGGCAUUGACCUAAAGAAUGUCCCACUUAAAGAGAUAUCUGUUCACGCCGAGAUACACAACCUGGUUGCUGAUGUUACCUGUAAACUCGUCUACAAAAAUGACGCCAAGGAUUUGGUUGAGACACAGUUCGUCUUUCCGAUUGACGCGGACGCCGCUAUUUACCAUUUCGAGGCGGAAAUUUGCAAAAAGCGUAUUGUGGCAAAGUGUCGAGAACGGCUUGAGGCUAAGGAAACGUACCAGGAAGCGGUAGAUGCCGGUCAUACUGCUUUCUACAUGGAGGAAGACGAAUUCAUGGGUGACACCUUUACGAUGAAAGUCGGAAAUAUUCCCCCGACGGAGACGGCAAAUAUAGAACUGCGCUACUUCUGCCAGCUUCAAGCGCAGGACGUUACAGAUGACUCCGGGAACCACACGGUGGCGAUUUUCGCGCUACCUUCUGUCCUCAAUCCACGUUAUACGCCAUCAAGUAUGAAGACGGCCUUUCCGCAGACAAUGUUGUUCCUUACUAUUUACUACAUCCCUUUCAGCGUUGUUCAUAUAAUAAGAAUCGUUCCUUCUGAAAGCGAACGGCAGUUUGGCCCUCCAAGUGCAAUCACAUUCUGCAAUGUGAACGCACCCUACACAUUUUCAUUCUCAGCAAGUCUGGCUACCCAAUGCUCAAUAAUGGGGGUGACUUCUGCGAAGGACGCUUUUGACCUAAAUAAUCGCGGUCACUGUUACGUUAAUGUUCAGAUGACAUUGCAAAGUGAUUUUAAGUUUGACCACGAUCUGGAAAUGGAGAUCGUGUUUGCCGAUCCGUCCAAAUUGAUGAUCACAUACGAGGAAGGUGAUUCAACGGUUGGAAGCGGAAUUCUCAGCCUCGACUGCCUGACUGUGAACUUCUUGCCAACGUUUAAGAAGGGCACUGACGUACGCAAUGAGGUCAUUUUUCUUAUUGACCGCUCCGGAAGCAUGGGUGGGCGUAGAAUAGAACAGGCGAAAGAAUCCCUUCUUCUGUUCCUCAAGUCGUUGCCCACGGAUUGUCGUUUUCAGAUAGUCGGCUUCGGAAGCACAUUCAGCGCACUGUUUGAUGAACCAAAAGACUACACUGAGGCGUCACUGGAAGCGGCUCUGGAAUACCAAAAGAAUAUGGAGGCGGACAUGGGUGGCACUGAAGUAUAUGGAGCUCUGGAGAGCAUUUAUGCAAAGAACAUUACUGGUUCUGGUUGGCAUAGGAAGAUCAUAUUUCUUACAGACGGCGAUAUAACAAACCAGCCAGAGGUCAUUUCACUUGUGCGACGCAAUGUAAGGACUACGCGCCUGUUUGCCAUUGGCCUCGAAGAUGGCGCCAACACAUCCCUUGUUACUGGCGUGGCACGAGCCGGCGGUGGAAAAUCUGCGUUCGUGCGAAAUAAUGAUCGUCUACAGCCUGCUGUCCUGCAAAUACUGCAAUUUGCCCUGCAACCGUUUGCAACUGACGUUAAAUUGACGUGGUCCAUUACCGGGGAUGCUAAAGGGAAGGCCAUGCCUGUGAUAACCAUUCCUGACGAAGUCCCGAACUUAUAUUCGGGCAGUUAUGCAACUGUCGUCGGACUGAUUGAAAAUCUUGGAAUGGGUGGCUCUGGGCCUGUACUGUCACAACAACGUGCAUAUAGGACAGAGCAAGCGGAGGCACCAAAAGACAUUCUGGUAGCCAUUGCUGAGCUGCAGAACUUAACCGGUUUUUGGAAACUUGAGGCCGGAUUGGCUGAACUACUUGACGGCCAACUAGACGAGCUGAAUUCCAAGAAGCCAAAAAAGUUUAAGCUCAAUGCAAUUUUACUCAUUAAGUGCCUCCGAGUGCCUCCGAGUGCCUUCGACUCACUUAGUAAGGGUCAUUUAUAA
Molecule: messenger RNA, 1908 nt
Organism: Dibothriocephalus latus
Lineage: Eukaryota; Metazoa; Platyhelminthes; Cestoda; Diphyllobothriidea; Diphyllobothriidae
Source: the annotation of a GenBank genome assembly